AUGGGUAGCUCUGAUUCAUCACCUUUUGAAACAAAUGAGCAGGGGGAAUUGAAACCUAGCAGGAGUAUGCCAACAUGGCUAGGACCACUUUUGAAGAAGACAUUCUUUGGGGAAUGUUUGGUGCAUGAUGGACUUCAAAAGAAUCAAAGGAGCAAGUACUGUAUCACAUGUGAUUCAGAUUUAUGCAGGUAUUGCAUCUCUACAAACAAACACAAUGAUCAUGACCAGCUAAAGAUUUAUCGACAUGUUUACAAAGACGUUGUUACUCUCGAGCAGAUGAAGAAGUAUAUUGACUGCAAACUAAUUCAGACAUACAAAUGCAACAAGAAAUGGAUAAUUGCUUUGAAUCCUCUGCCACAUUCUGGGUCUCGAUCAUUAAUUGCUGGAGAUCCUACUUGUCUCACUUGCAAAAGGAGAUUGCAUGACCCUGAACGGUUUCAAUUCUGUAGCAUUGCUUGCCAGGUGGAAGCAAAAUGGGGAAAGAUUGCUGAGACGAAGCGGAAGCGCAAGAGGAAGGGAAUUCCUUGCAGAGCUCCUUUAAAAUAAAAAUGAUUUGCUUUAAUUUGAUCAUUUUGAAGUACUUUGCUUGAAUAAUUUUAAACUGUGUGAU
Solanum pennellii is the source of this 610-nucleotide messenger RNA. RefSeq lists its product as uncharacterized. The transcript has 4 exons. Lineage: Eukaryota; Viridiplantae; Streptophyta; Magnoliopsida; Solanales; Solanaceae. Gene Ontology annotation, molecular function: zinc ion binding. The coding region runs from base 1 to 546 and encodes 181 amino acids. The record is from RefSeq and is a predicted model, not a curated record.